AUGUUUCUUCCGAAUACCUCAGAGGUUGAAGUCUCCACAUUCCUACUGAUUGGGAUCCCAGGGCUUGAGCACAUGCAUGGUUGGAUCUCCAUCCCUAUUUGCCUCAUGUACCUAAUGGCCAUCGUGGGCAACUGCACCAUCCUCUGUGUCAUCAGAACAGAGCCUUCCCUGCAUGAGCCUAUGUACUAUUUCCUCUCCAUGCUGGCCCUAUCUGACCUGGGCCUGUCUUGCUCCUCCAUCCCCACUAUGCUGAGUAUCUUCUUGUUUAAUACCAUGGGGAUUUCUGUUGAUGCAUGCAUUGCCCAGGAAUUCUUCAUCCAUGGAUUCACAGACAUGGAGUCUUCAGUGCUCCUGAUCAUGUCCUUUGAUCGCUUUGUAGCCAUUCGUCACCCCCUGAGAUAUAGCUCUAUCCUCACCAGCUCSAGAGUUGUACAAAUUGGACUAGUAUUUGCUGUUAAAAGCAUUCUCUUAGUGCUUCCUCUUCCUUUUACAUUAAAGAGACUCAGAUACUGUAAUAAACGCCUGUUAUCCCACUCCUACUGUCUCCACCAGGAUGUCAUGAAGCUGGCCUGCUCUGACAAUAAGGUUAAUUUUUACUAUGGGUUGUUUGUUGCACUCUGCAUGAUGUCUGACAGUGUAUUCAUUGCUGUUUCCUAUGUGUUCAUCCUAAAGACUGUAUUGGGUAUUGYUUCCCAUGGGGAGCGGCUCAAAGCUCUUAACACCUGUGUGUCUCACAUUUGUGCUGUGCUCAUCUUUUAUGUGCCAAUCAUCACCUUGGCUACCAUGCAUCGCUUUGCUAAGCAUAAGUCUCCCUUAGCUAUGAUUUUGAUAGCAGAUGCUUUCUUGCUGGUACCACCCUUGAUGAAUCCCAUCGUGUAUUGUGUAAAAACUAGGCAGAUUAGAGUAAAAGUCUUAGAAAAAUUGGGUCUGAAGUCUAAGUGA
This is a messenger RNA of Urocitellus parryii (Arctic ground squirrel), 942 nucleotides long. RefSeq names its product olfactory receptor 51A7-like. Gene Ontology annotation, biological process: G protein-coupled receptor signaling pathway. Gene Ontology annotation, cellular component: plasma membrane. The record is from RefSeq and is a predicted model, not a curated record. Gene Ontology annotation, molecular function: G protein-coupled receptor activity; olfactory receptor activity. Lineage: Eukaryota; Metazoa; Chordata; Mammalia; Rodentia; Sciuridae.